This is a messenger RNA of Symbiodinium sp. CCMP2592, 1734 nucleotides long. The record is from the annotation of a GenBank genome assembly. Lineage: Eukaryota; Dinophyceae; Suessiales; Symbiodiniaceae.
AUGAGAAGUUCAUCGCCCCCCUCCAGCAAUUGCUCGGGUGAUAAGCCAUGUUGUGCACGAACAAUACUGCCGCAUCCGGCUUUCGGGAUGUGUCUUCAGCAGUUGGAAGAGGUGGCUCACUGGGAGUUGGACCGUUUCAAAGGUUUUGCAGCGCGGAGCCAGCCGUGUGUGCUGCGCGGUAUUGCUGCUGACUGGCCCAUGGUGGUCCAGGGGCGGUUCCAGGACAAAGUGCAAUUGCUUCGACGACGUCUGGGGAACAGAAGGCUGGUCAGUUUUGAUCCGACGGCGUCCUUCUUCAACUACGAGAUCCCCCGAAGCUUCCAGACGAAGCACCGCUCCGUCCGCGAGCCUCCGGGAGCUGAAGCGCCCAGAUUGAUCAAUCCGGGGCGGUUGGAGAUGAAGUUCGGGGACUUCCUGAGCGCUGCGGAGCUGAAGCAUGGAGUGGUCGGGCCAACCGAGUCGGCGGCUCGUGUUGUGAGCAUGCCUUAUGAUGCUGACGAUGCGGACGCUGACCGUGACUUCGAGGCAUUGCAUGACGUACUCUACGUGCCGCUGAGCGAGCUGCAGCAACUGUCGCUGUACUGCGUGGAUGAUGCAGCUGACUGGCCGGACGAUUUGUUGCAGGAGUUCGUGCAUGGAGAUCUGACAACUAAGCUCGACAUGCCUGACUGGCAGCCGUUUCUACGAGAGCGCCGUUUGUGGAUGUGCGCAGGAGGCCCAGAGGGCACUCGUCACCUCACAGCGGGCUUCCACUGGGAUCACCUUCAGAACCUCCAUGCCGUCAUCAGCGGCAAGAAGGAGGUGUUUCUCGUAGCUCCUCUGCAAGCUCCAGCCUUGUAUGGAACGCGCUUCGCCAGACAAGCCCAGUGGAACAUGUCGACCUCGGAACAUGGAAGGAUCUUGCUGGAAAAGUGCGACAUGCAGUCGAUCGAGUCCACGUCUGAUUACACGCUCGUUUCCAUUGACCGGCUCUUCGAAGAGAACAGCUUGACACAUCCGGCCAUGGUGGAGGAAAUGAAGGAACCGGUCGCUCGAGCUAUGCUGUACCCUGGAGAUGCCAUCUACAUCCCACCGGGUUGGUGGCAUUCCGUGCGCACUUGGCAGCCGCAGGCGCCAGAAGCCCUACCCUUCUCUAUGAGUGUGAAUUUCUGGUACGCCUUGACCCCUGAGGCAGCAGCUGCACAGCGAUCCGUUCUUUUGACGUUGGAAGUGCUCUCCUGCCAGCACGCUUUGGCCGGACUUCCCGAGGAGCAUAUCAGCAAGCUCCUCAAGCCUGGACGCCCGCUCGUGUACGACCAUACCGCCACCGCUGCCGAUGUACCUACGACUACUUCGGUAGGGUCUGUUUUGGAUCCAUCUGGAGGAAGUUUCAGCAGGGACUUCAGCAACAUGGGCUCGACAAGCAGCAUCUUUCCGGAACGAGGUGCUGCCCCUUUCUCUGAUGAGGCAUGGCAAUUGCCAGAACUCGUGUCCAGGCGCCCAUUGGGCGGAGCUAGAAUGGGAAUUCACACAGGCUUAGCUAUUGCAUACAAGGGCUGUGCAGCUUACGGCUGUACAAAGCUUGCGCACUUCGACCUUGAGUCGUUCCACGAGAUGAAAAGGCUACGCCUCAUUCUUCAGCCAAGAUGCCACACGUCGACGAAUGAAGAAUUGAAAAGCCCAAUGUAUUCUCACAACUUUGCAGCCUGCCUGUCUGCACCACCUAUGCUGUCAAUUCACGUGUACUCGAGCUGA